AUGACUGAACAUCUCGACUCCAGUAUUCGAGAAGUACGCGGAAUACAAGUCUACAGCCAGGAUAUCGAGCCUCUUCUCUCAGGGAAGCAGCAAAAGGUGCCCGGGACAACACUGAAUGCAUUCGGCGCGUGGCUGCAAGAUCUAGCACCAUCCUCCAGACAAGACACUUGCUUCCUGUCUUCGUGGCUGCCCUCGAUUGUUAGCGGGCAAGUACGAAGCGACGCGUUUCACGGGUCUGUUGAGGAGCAUGUACUGGCAGCGGUGCGGUGUCUAAAUCGAAACCAAUGCAUCUAUGGUCUGACAUCUCGAAUAGGAAAUCGUUGGGCCAUACCCCUGUGUGGUGGCGACCCGGCGCACUGGGUACUCGGGUGGGUUGACUUCUCAAGCCACCAGCUCGGGAUCUAUGAUAGCCUGCCCGAAUGUGAUUCACAGCACUGGGCUGAACCGCUACUCUUGACAACACUCGACAGCAUUCUACAAGCAGUCGGGCGUCCUAGUGUGCAGUGGAGUAGCACAGAAUGGUCGAGCUUUGCUGUAGUCUCCCCUGACGAGCUACAGCGCCAAAUGGACUCCUGGUCUUGUGGCCAUUUUACACUGCUGGCGAUGCUCGACUUCGCUCAGACUGAUGGGCCAAGUUAUCAUCUCGGUGAGACGUCUAAAGAGGAAGCUCGAACUCGUGCUUUCAAUGCCCUAUUAAGUCUUCGAAAGCGACCCAUUGAUUCGACUCCAGAUGCGUCAGAGCGCACCUCCGCUGAGACCGGCCAUCCUCAUCAAUCAGACGAGCAGAACCGAGACUCGGACGAGAGUCACGAGACUCCUGAUCUCACCAUAUCCAGCAAACACGACGGUGCUGAACGAUCUGCGUGUGACCGAAAGAAAGCGUUGGAUCCGCCUGCUAUCGCUCCACCGAAGGCUACUAGGAGUGUUCAACACGACGAGACAGACAUCGAGGACUCGGAUGGCGACAGCACGGACAGAGAGCACCAAUCGAAGCGACGGAAACAAGCAGCACGAGGCCCAAAACUGUCAGUAGAGGAGCGCAGAAAGGUACUGGAGGAUGACGAAUGGGUCCUGCGCUUUGACUUCCACACGGUUGUCUGCGCCGGAUGCAGGAAGGAGCGCAAGCUUGACAAGAAACGGAAGUAUGUGCUGGGGAACUGGGCCCAGCACAAACUAGAAUGCGAGCAAAUUACGGGCAAGAGCAAGAUCCGUCGGGCGGUAAUAUCAAAGAAGACGACAACACCGAAUAAAGCCAUUACUUCAUUCUUCAAUCCAAUGACAAAAGGCGAGCGUAGCACUGCACUUAUGGCGAGCGCUCGUCCAGGAUCUGCGAUAGGUGGCGUGGUCUCAGAGCUUACACGCAAACGUGUUGUCUGCCAGCGGCUACGCGGAGAGGAAUACACGCACUACCUGCUCAGUACGUCUACGAGGAGUCUCGGCGGGAUUUCAUUCGCCCAGCGGUCACGGAUCGUACGACAGCUAUUCCCCUACAAGUACCCCGGGGAACGCAAGGUCAAGCUGGAGUGCCCGUCGGAUGGCAACGUGCAAGUGAAAGAGAAGGAUUGGACAUCUGCAGAGCACAAGCGUCUUGACCAUCAGCUGCAAGGCUUUGCGCGGUGGAUUGUCGACUUCAACGAUCGGAGUAUUCGCUCUAGAGCAUGCGAAGGCAACACUGUGAAUGCAAGUGGUAUUUGCGACCAGUGCGAGAGUGUCGACAAGGAUGAAUCGCUUAGACAUGCUGUGCGCCGAGCCGAACGUGAAGCCCAGCUGCCGGAAGCUGAGCGCGAAGCCAAGCGUGCCCGCCACGACAAGCACACACCGAAGACGCUGACAAGUACCGAUGCGCGCGAUCUGCAGUCACGCCUCUCAGAUCCGGUGGUCCGCGGUAUGCUUGCUUCCCUUGAGAAGAACGAUAAAGUGGGAUGUUUCCUGCAAUUGUAUCAGCAAGCAUCGGAGGGCAAGUUGGAUAAGUACGACACCUUCACAGAUAUCUGUCGAGUCUUGAGUGACCGCGCAAGGCGUGAAUCACAUCCAGAUGCAAAGAAGCUCCUUCAUGGCAUGCGGUAUGGGGCCGAUCUCUGGCAGUUCUUCACUCUGAUGCGCUCGUACGGUGGAAACUCUGCUCAACAGUACAGUAUCCUCGCUCAGGAACUUGGUUUCCCUUCAUUGCGAGCCACCCGGUACUACGUCAAGAAUUCUGCGGAUGUCCUUCAAUCUGGCGAACUUGAAUUCGAGAAUGUUGCACGUGUUAAACGCUUUCAGGAUACGUUCGGGUACCAUGGGCCUGUGGCUGUUGGGAGCGACUGCACCAAGGUCCGAGCACGCCUCAGCUACUCGAAUGACUAUGGCAGCCACAUUCUGGGCUCUGUUCUGCCCCUCGCGGAAUGUACAGUUGACGACGCAGACGACAUAGACGAUGUCAUCAAGAACAUCAAGGAUAAGAAGGCAUAUGCAACUCAAACAAGGGCUAUCAUGAUCAAGAUUGCUCUACCACAGGUACCACCAAUGGUUGUUGCACUGAUGGCAACAUCUGGGUCCGACUCGGCACAAGAGAUCCAUAAAAUCCAGACACGCCUCAUCCAGAUGGCUGCUCAACUGAAAAUGUCGGUCAUCGUAUGCGCUGCGGAUGGCGCUGCAACCGAGCUUAGUGCGCAAGCGAUGAUGGACUCUACUGCAUCCGAGCAAACCCCGUUAGCAUACGAGUACACCCUGUACGGCCUAUCCUUGCGGGCUCCGGUUUUCAAGGACACAGGCCCGCUGAUCUCUGUUCAAGAUCCCAGCCAUGGACGGAAAACGGCACGCAAUCAACCACAACACGGGACGCACACAGCGAGUCUCGGGAAAGGCUAUCUCGUCAAUCGAACACUCGUUCAACUCUAUGAAGGUGGUGGCUCUGGGCUUCAACGGAGCGACAUCAAGAAUGUCGACAAACAAGACGAUGGUGCAGCCCGGCGACUCUUCCAUAAUGUUGCCCUGACAGCUAUGACCUACAAGGGCGACGAGAACACGCAAUAUAUCAAGGAGGAGUUUCUCGGCCUGUUUGUCUACCUAUAUGUUCUUGGGGACCUAUUCGAUGCUUGGCUAUGUCGCCGGAUGUCAGUCAAGGAUCGCAUUCUGGCAGCACUGCGUGCACGUUCUUUCCUGCAUAUAUGGCGGGCGCACGUCUUGCUGCUCGAACGACACUACCCGGACCUGUAUUCGACAGCGCGUUCUUUCAUCUCCCCCGCCAGUUUCAAGAUCUUUAAUCGCCUCUGCGACACACUGAUUCUGCUGGUCCUUGCCUACGCACAGUACUACCCAGACGAGCCCUUCUGUCCUUGGCUACUGGGCACUGACUUCCUCGAACACUUCUUCGGCCUCGCUCGCCGCAUGCUCCCGAACUUCACCUAUGCCGAACUUCUCAAGCUUGUCAAACAUGUCAUGCUCCGACAGAAGAUCCUCCUCACACGGAAGAUGAAGUCACAACCAAAACCUGAACGCGAGGCCCGUGCUGGUUACAUUUUCGAUUUCGACAACACACCACUAUCUCCCGAAGAGCUGGCCAAUAGUCAUGUGAAGCUCUCGACUGCGGAACUGAACGUGCUGGUGGAACUUGCUGGGAAAGAGGCAUCGCAAAUUGCGAAACAGCUCCUCCACAUGAAGAUUCCGAAGCGCCCUUGGACUCUGCCAGGCUCUGUUGGCGAAAUGAGCUCAUCGUCCCGCAAGGGCAAGGCUUCAGGUGAUGGCAACGACUCUGACUGGGAAUCCGACCUCGAGGAGGACCUACAUGAUGAUUGGGACAAUGACGCCGACGAUGUCAUUGGUGAUGCCGCGCCACAGGCUGCUGGUCAGCUAACCAUGGCUGUCCAGCUUAAAGAUGCUGUACAGCACUGUGCGCGGUACGCCGCCCUUUGCGAGGACUAUGAUGCAUCUGUAGCCGAGCUGGAUCGUGGCGAUGCUUCAUCGGUCGAUUCCAAACGGCCACCGAAGAUCAGCUUACCUGUGCGCCCAGAUGAUGUGCCUGCCCCGGCGCAUGACAACUCGAAGACGGCGAGUGCGAUACUUGACAAGGAUGGGAAGAUCUCGAUUCCCAUGAUGAUUCGUUGUCGUGAGCAACAUCAGUCGGGCACCGCAGUCAAGUCGGAACGGGUGGUUUGUCUUGACCCGAAAUACUCCUUGAGCAAGCUCGACGAUGAUAACAAGAAAAUGUCGGUGAAGGAAGCCUCGCAUCGCGUACGCAUUGUUCAAACGUUGCACGGUGAAAUUCCCAAGGAGAAGACCACGCGCGAGCAUCGGUACGCGACGCAGAGUAAGCGGAUCCAAGUCAUUGCACAACAGAAGCAAAACGAUGUCCCGAACAUACAAAGCAAGAAUAUCAGUCAGAUCAACCCGCUACGGCCUGGUUGCUUCGUGGUCGUUCGAAACCCACAACGAACAUACAUAGGGGAGGUCUUGGAUAUCUACAAGAAGGUCGGUAGCCGUCAUGGUUCAAUUGCUUCUGCGGACAGUAGCAGUCGGCUCUCCGGCCUCUCGUUGCGAUGUUUUCUUCCAUUGGAGAAUCAUGACGGGGAUUCCGAAUUCGAGAGCGAAGACGAUGAUGGUUCUGCUACUAGGCCUGUCACCCAUUUUUCUUGUCAUAUUGACAGCACAGAGGGUCAGCUCCACACCUAUGCUCGUCCGUCUCAUGUUCUCUACAACCUCGGAACCAGCACAUUAGUUGGACCCACGCGACGCAAGACAUUCCGUACACAGCAGUCCAGUGACCCAUGGCAUCUGCUAACGAGUUCGACUGUGCAGAGCAUAUUGAAGGGAGACGGAACGAGGCACUGA
Molecule: messenger RNA, 4809 nt
Organism: Fomitopsis serialis
Lineage: Eukaryota; Fungi; Basidiomycota; Agaricomycetes; Polyporales; Fomitopsidaceae
Exons: 12
Coding region: 1-4809 (1602 amino acids)
Biological process (GO): proteolysis
Molecular function (GO): cysteine-type peptidase activity
Source: RefSeq, a predicted model, not a curated record